Messenger RNA from Prorocentrum cordatum, 4085 nucleotides. NCBI's taxonomy places the organism in Eukaryota, Dinophyceae, Prorocentrales, Prorocentraceae. The record is from the annotation of a GenBank genome assembly.
CCUCCUUGCUCCUCCCCAUCCCACAGGACCCCAUCGCUGGCCCGCCGAGCAGGCACUUUGGGGCCCGAGCCGCUCUGCAGCAAGAGGCCCGCCGCGCCCGAGCAGCCCAUCCCGCGCGCCCGCCAUGCGCGCGCCCGGCGUGCUUCCCCUGGCGCCGUGGGCCUGGCUCGCCCUGCUGGGGCGGGCUGCGGGCACCCUCGACCUGGAGGCCCCGCUGCGCCAGCUGCAGUCCGUCGCCGUGGCCGACGCGGCGCCGCUGCGUCAGCUGGAGAUGCCGCCGCCCGCGGUGGACGAGGCGCCGGGCCUGCGGCCGCUGUCGUGGGAGGCGGCGGGGGCGAAGGCCGCGGACACCAUCGCCAAGAUGUCCCUUGGUGACAAGCACGCGUUGCUCCAGGGCCUCGGUUGGGACGGCGACCUGCGCAAGUGGUUUUACGUCGGGAACACCGCCGCGGUCCCCGCCCUGGGCAUCCCCAGCCUCAACAUGCAGGACGCCGCCUCUGGCUUUCGCACGUACUGGUCGGAGCUGGUGGGCACCGUAACGUGCUGGCCCUCGCUGCUUGCCAUGGCCGCGACCUGGGAUCCGAACGCGGUUGAGAGUUAUGCGCGGGCGGUGGGCAAGGAGUUCAAGGGCAAGGGCGCCAACGGCAUCCUGGGCCCUUCUGUAAACGUUCACCGGGUGGCCCGCAACGGGCGCAACUUCGAGUACCUCUCAGGCGAAGACCCCUACCUCGGGUCGGUGCUGGCCCCGGCAUACGUGCGCGGGGUGCAGUCUCAGGGGGUCCUCGCCGUGUUGAAGCACUGGGUCUUCAACGAGCAAGAGACCAACCGGAACUCGGAGAACUCCAUCGUGGACGACAAGACGGCGUGGGAGCUGUACUACCCGCCCUUCCAGGCCGCCGUCGACGCGGGCGUGGCGGCCGCCAUGUGCUCCUACAACCGGGUCGGGGGGCAGUACUCGUGCCAGAACGAGGAGACCUUGCAGAGGGUCCUGAAGGACCAGAUGGGCUUCAAGGGGUUCGUCCAGACGGACUGGUGGGCGGCCAAGGCGAUGGGUAUGCCCGCGGGCCUCGACCAGGAGAUGCCCGGCAGCAACGACGUCUUCUUCAAUGAGGGCGACCUCGCGGGUCAGGAUCCUCAGCGAGUCGACGAUGCUGUGCACAGAGUGCUGUCCGCGAUCUACCGGUUGAAGUUGGAAACGAGCACGCCGUGCAGCCCACCGGAUUGCGAGGAGUGGUUCAGGAAGAACGUCACCAGCGAAGCCCAUGCCUCACUCGCGCGGUCGUUGGCCACGGAGUCCAUAGUCUUGCUCAAGAACGACAAGGACGUGCUGCCCAUCUCAACCUCGCGCGUGGGCAAGAUCGCCGUGCUCGGUGCCGCGUCGGCGGCGAACGCGUACGAUCCCAGCGGCGGCGGCCAGAACGGGGGCGGCGACUGGGCGACUGGCGACUACUACUCCGGAGGCGGCAGCGGCCACAUGGUGGCCGGGCGCUUGAUCACGCCGCUGCAGGGCAUCUCGAGCCGCGCCGCUUCCGCGGGCAUCGAGGUGGCGUCGGCGCCGACCGAUGACGUCGAGGCUGGGCUCCAGGCGGCGGACGGAGCGGACCUCAUCAUCGUCGUGGCGGCCACCACCAGCGGAGAGUCGAGGGACCGCGACAGCCUCGCCCUCGAUGGCGGCGUGGGAGACCUCAUAGGCGCGGUGUCGGAUCGGAGCGGGAAGCCCGUGGUGGUGCUGGUGCAGUCCCCCGGCGCCUUCGUGGCCCCGUGGGUGGACUCGGCGGAUGGCGUCCUGGUCAUGUUCUUGGGGGGGCAGGAGACGGGCGCCGCCUGGGCCAGCAUCCUCUUCGGUGAUCAGUCCCCCACCGGAAGAUUGCCGUUGAUGCUCCCGGCCACGGAGGACGACCAGAUCCCGCCUGGCACGGGGGACGACGUGGAAUACAGCGAGGGCACGAAGACCAGCUACCGCAACCACGACUUCAAGGCGGCCUUCCCCUUUGGCCAUGGCCUGACGUUCACCACCUUCGAGUACACGCACGCUGUGGCAGUGCCAUGUGGCGGCCAGACGGCGGCCGCGGUGGUGCGCGGGCCGGCUUCCGAGGAGCCUGCGGGGCAGGCCGUCGCCUGCGUCCAGGUCCGGGUGCGGAACGCGGGGAAGUCCUCUGGGCAGGAAGUGGUGCAGCUGUACCUGGAGUUCCCCGCGGAGGCUGGGCGCCCAGGACCCCUGCUGAAGGGCUUCCAGAAGACUGGCGUCAUGGCCCCAGGCGACGAGGUAGAGGUCGUCCUGCCCCUGACUCGGCGGGACCUCUCGUACUACGACGCCGAAGCCAAAAGCUGGAAGGAGGCCGCAUCCUUGACGGCGCACGUCGGCGCGUCCUCCGCCGACUUGCGCGCGUCGCCGGUGCAGCUGACGCGCGACGAGGACUCGGGUGAGUGGCCAGCACCAGAGCCAGCGCCGACCGCGCCGGCGCCAGCGCCAGCAGCUGCGCUGCUGCCAGCGGCAGCGCCUGCGCCGCGGCCAGCGGAGGCUUGGCCCGUCGCCUCCGAGGACUCCGUCGCGCACGUGGCCAGGGGGGCCUGGGACUGCGAGGUGGGGCUGUGGCACUGGAGGGAGGCCUGGUCGGCGCCCAAGCGCGCGUGGUGCUGCGAGCACGAGCAGAAGGGCUGCGACGGCCAGCCGGACGAUGAGGGCGACGACGCGCUGCACGACGCGCUCGCAGAGCUGUCGGGGGCCGCGGCUGGUCUGGCGGCGGACCCGCAGGCGCCCGUGGGGCUGCGCGGCGCCGGGUCCGCUGGCGGAGCCGCCGGGGGCGGGGCCUGGGCGUCCCCGCUAGCGGCGCAGAGGCUGGACGAGGUCCCGGCGGUGCCCGCCGCGCGCCCCCUGGCGGCGCCGGCGCCGCGUUGGAUCCAGGCGCUGGUGGCGCUGCAGCUCUGCGCCUCCGCUGCCUUCGCGGUCCUCUGCGGCCUCCGCCGGCGGCAGCGCCACGGCACCGUGAGGUCGGAGGGCGCGUCCAGCGCGGACGCCGGCGGCGUGGUGGUGCGGCGCGGCGCGGCCGAGCCGCUGCGGCCGCGCAGCCCGCCCAUGGCGAGCGGCAACCUGUCUCCGGGCGUGGCCUCACCGCUGCAGACCGAGGCGUGACGGCCGCGCGCGUGCGCGAGCGUGCGGUCGCGGUCGCGGGCCUGCCCGCGCUCGGGAGGGGCCCGUGCCUUGCGCGCGCGCGCGCAGAGGCGAGGAGCCCCGCUGGGCGGCCACAUCCAAUCGGAUAUCAGAUCACUGUGGUGUCGGAUGGGGGCACUACACCCAGAGGAUGGGGGGACGGGGAUUUUACGCAUCCGAGCGUCCGCCUGGCCACGCUGGCACGACCUCUCUUUUUGGCCACUCGCGGCGGACCCAAGUGUAUUUAAUUCAGCGGCUUUGGAAUUCAGCUAGUUUGCUAGGCGAUGGGAUGGGGACGUUCAGCACUCAGGCGUCCGCCCAGCCACGCUAGCACGACCUCGUUUUGUUUGCCGCUCGCGGCGGAUCCUGACGAGUUUAAUUCGGUGACUUUGGAAAUUUGCUGGAUGAUGCUGACGAGGAGGAGGAGGAGGAGGAGGAGGAGGAGGAUGGUAUGGGGACGUUCGGCACCCAAGCGUCCGCCCGGCCACGCUAGCACGACCCUGUGUCUUGGCCUCUUGCAGCGGAUUCCAGCAAGUGCAAGUUUGCUACUCCUCUUUCCUCCCCCCCCAUCCACCCUCUCUACGCUCCCGCACCCUCCUGAACCUCCGUCUCCCUCGGCUGCCACUUGUCUUGCGCCUCUUGCGCCCUGCUUCGCCGCCUGCAGCGCAACCACACAUGCCAGCUUGACCACCGCUGCGUGCUUACACCCGCAGUCAGGUGAAACACGCUCCUGGCGUGCAGCGCCGUCCUGUGGCCGCGUCACUUCACUCUGAGUAGCGCUGAUGUGCACCUCGACUGACUCCCAUAGGUCACCGCGCGCAGCAUUUGGCGCACAGUAUUAUUGACGUUUGCGCUCCGAAAACCCUUUCAGCACUCGUCCCAUCCCCAUCCUCAUCUCCCAUUGUCCACCCCCCUCGUCACCCUCGUCCUCCCC